Messenger RNA from Schistocerca gregaria, 2212 nucleotides. Its product is annotated as zinc finger protein 664-like. Gene Ontology annotation, cellular component: nucleus. Gene Ontology annotation, molecular function: DNA-binding transcription activator activity, RNA polymerase II-specific; RNA polymerase II cis-regulatory region sequence-specific DNA binding. The record is from RefSeq and is a predicted model, not a curated record. Gene Ontology annotation, biological process: regulation of transcription by RNA polymerase II. Bases 539 to 2035 code for a protein of 498 amino acids. The transcript is spliced from 5 exons. NCBI's taxonomy places the organism in Eukaryota, Metazoa, Arthropoda, Insecta, Orthoptera, Acrididae.
UAGGCUUAGCCUAGGUGAGAGAACAGUUGAAUGUAGCAUAGCGUUGUAGAAUUAUGUAAAUUAUUCGAAACGAGUGGAGUUUUGUUUAUCUCUCGUGCUGGUGAGUCGUUGUCGCUACUUGAUAAUCCGUGGGCUAGGUAUAGAUUAAAGUAUAUACUGCAAUAACAUAUUUAAUGUUGCAAAACUUCAACAAGUGCUUCACAGCAGACGCAGACAUGUAGAAAAUGCUAAGCUUAUCAUUGGCUUGACAAUAUUUUAGGGCGUAGAUGCGUGUAUGGCUGUGCUCGGUAAAAUUCAAAAUUAAAUCGUGACUUUUACACGUCUACUGGCAAUUCGUAGUUACAGCAGUUGCGUAAACUGGUGUGAAUCCGAGAGUGAUUAAUCAUAUCAGGCUAAUCAAUGCGUGUGUGUGUGUCUUGCUGUAUGUGCAGCUGUUUCAGUCUCCGUAUCAACAGUGCCUGGGAACACGAACCGACUCAAGGAACUUGAUGCCAGAGAUUUCUGGUCGUCGGUCCAUGUGUCACUUUGUAGUAUUGCCAUGAAGGAAGAACCUGUGAACUCCUCGCCGGACGACGAGAUGUUUGAGUUUGUGGCUGUCAAAGAGGAAUGGGUCGAAGAUGACAUGAAGAAUGAUGACAGGGAUGAAGCUCAGGGGCCUGAGAACGCAGCUGUAGAGGAAGAUGGGAUUCACGUCAAAACACAGCCAUCUGAAUGGUGCAUAUUGAAGGAACCUGAAUCGGCAGAUACAGCAAUGGGCAAUGCAAGGUGUAUCCCACAAGGCCAGGAUGGUUGUACUAUUGACAAAUGUGCCACCAUAAGCACCAGAACAGAUGAGAUACCGUGUAGUGACAGUAAUCGCAGUGGCAGUCGGAAAGAAUGUGACUGGAAUGAAAGCAAUACGCACGUACUGCCAGGCCAGGCGGUGGGCUCUGAGAGGCAGAGGAAGCUCGGGACCCAUAAAGACAGCUAUUCCACUACAAGUACUGUGUUGAGCGACGGAUUCUGCAAGGAUGCAAAUUCGAACUGCUACCAGGUAAAUGACAGUUGCGGGAGGCUCUCCGCGUCGACAGACGGCAGUGUCGUCGGGCAGCAGUCACUUUCGCCUGACGGAGGUGACACCUACACGUGCGACGUCUGCCGGGAAGUGUUUGUCGACAAGAGAGUCUUGAGGACCCACGUGCAACAGCACCUGCUGAAAUGCGACAUCUGCCACAAGACCUGGAACGAUGCCAACGGCCUCGAGUUGCACUACCGGACACACACUGGAGAACGACCCUACUGCUGUGACACUUGCGGCCAGAAGUUCUCGCGCAGAGAUCAUCUGAGGCUGCACAGGCUGCAGCACACGGGUGUGCGUCCCUACCGCUGCGAUACCUGUGGCAAGGCGUUCUUGCGCAGCAACGGUCUGCGGCAGCACUCGCUGCAGCACAUGGGCGAGCGGCCUCACGAAUGCAGCGUCUGCCACAAGCGCUUCACCUACGGCAGCAACCUGGCGCAGCACAUGCGCGUCCACACUGGAAAGCGGCCCUACCGCUGUGACACUUGCGGCCAGACAUUCUCGCACAGUGGUCAGCUGAGGCUGCACUCGCUGCAGCACACGGACGAGCGUCCCUUCCGCUGCGAUACGUGCGGCAAGGCGUUCUCGCGCAGCAAUAAUCUGAGGCAGCACUUGCUGCAGCAUACGGGUGAGCGGCCUCACGAGUGCGGCGUCUGCCACAAGCGGUUCACCAACGGCAGCAACCUGGCGCAGCACUCGCGCGUCCACACGGGUGAGCGGCCCUACCGCUGCGACUACUGCGGUAGGUCGUUCACACAGAACAGGAACUUCAAGGUACACCUUCGUAUGCACACGGGUGAGCGGCCGUACCGCUGCGACACCUGCGGAAGGUCGUUUACCCGAAGUAGGAGUGUGAAAGUGCACCACCGCCCCCACACGGGUGAGUGGCUGUAUGGCUGCAAUGCGUGUGGAAAGGCAUUCAUCAGUGGCGACACCUCGCAAAAACCUGGGCAGGUCCAAAUGCGAGAGAAGUCCUGAGAUUGCACCGCCUUCUAGGAGCACUUUGCACGGAGGACCAGUCUGCACCGGCAUUUGUGCCUCCGUACUAUAAGAAAAACCACCGAAGAUGAUGUGCCGACAGAGUGAAGAUGAGUUUAUAAAAAGUUGCUGUGCACCUUACAAUUUCACACUGAAAAAUCCCCAUUCUAAUUAUUA